This is a messenger RNA of Cyphomyrmex costatus, 1188 nucleotides long. RefSeq lists its product as uncharacterized. The transcript has a single exon. The record is from RefSeq and is a predicted model, not a curated record. NCBI's taxonomy places the organism in Eukaryota, Metazoa, Arthropoda, Insecta, Hymenoptera, Formicidae. The annotation marks the transcript as partial.
AUGGAAGCACUCGUUAAACGUCGAGGUCAAUACAAAAGUAGAGUCACUACAUUCAAAACAUAUAUCGCUAAAGUUAUGCAUAGUUUUCCAGACGCCACACAGGCAUUAGAAGAUACACGUAGGUUAGAAAUUCAAGAACGUCUUACCGUUAUUCGAGAGGUGUACGAAAAGUACGAUGAAGUGCAGGCCAAUAUCGAUGAACUUACAAACGACGAAACAGACACGAGUCAAUACAGAGAAAGGUUCGAGGAGGAUUAUUUUAACGUUGUGGCACAUGCAGAAGAGUUACUUGCUCGUGGUAAGAUGACACAACAGCUUCUAGGUGCAGCGAUGAAUGAGUCAACACGAGGAUCACACGCACGGGUAACUGAUGAUACUGCCUUUAUUCCUAAUCUAUCGCGACAAGCUAAUCAAAAUAUUAUUUUCAAACCAACGGGCAUCAAAUUGCCUACAAUUGAAUUGCCAAAAUUUAAAGGUAAUGUAGAUGAAUGGCUCGGGUUCAGAGAUACGUUCGAAUCACUUAUACACACAAACGAAACAAUAGAUCCUAUACAAAAAUUCCAUUAUUUGAAGGCCUCGUUAGAAGGUGCAGCGUCUCAAAUCAUCAAAUCUCUCGAUUUUUCGGCUGCCAAUUAUGCUAUUGCUUGGGAAACUAUUUGCAAUCGUUUCGAUAACAAAAGUCUAUUAACGUACAAUCACAUAAAGGCUAUUUUUAGUAUAAAUUCAAUAAAAGAAGAGUCAGCAAUUCAAUUACGCAAUAUGAUAGACACAUUAAACAAACAUUUGCGAGCAUUAAAUGCAUUAGGGCAGUCAACCGAGCAUUGGGAUGCAUUGCUAAUAUAUUUAACUUCGAGCAAGCUUGAUAGUAUAACAGCAAGAGAAUGGGAGAAAGAGCGAUUGGAUAAAGAGCUUCCUACAUUAGAAGAAUUCAAAGCUUUUCUUAGUUCAAGAGCGAAUCUGUUGGAUACAUUAGAAUUAAACAAAGGGGGCAUACACGAGUCAAAACACUCAGAUCACAUAAAGUCAAAAUCGUUUCUUAUUCAAAAGCAAGAAUGCGUAGUAUGCAAAGAAGCACAUCACCUAUCAAGUUGUUCCAAGUUCUUGCAACUUACUCCGCAAAAGAGAGCAGAAGUUUUAAAAACAGCUAAAUUAUGUCUUAAUUGCAUGAAACCAGGUCAUUUUAUCAAG